Molecule: messenger RNA, 3081 nt
Organism: Dissoconium aciculare CBS 342.82
Lineage: Eukaryota; Fungi; Ascomycota; Dothideomycetes; Mycosphaerellales; Dissoconiaceae
Product: P-loop containing nucleoside triphosphate hydrolase protein
Exons: 3
Molecular function (GO): ATP binding; nucleic acid binding
Source: RefSeq, a predicted model, not a curated record
AUGCACAUUAUACUUCCAGAAAGACCAUUCGAGACAAGCUUAGCGACACAGAAGGAAGACGACUAUUGGGAGGACGAAUGCGAUCGAAGGCAGCACAAAAAUCCAGCGAUCACACCUCAAUCCGCUCCCGAUCGUGGCGUAAAGGGCUCUCACGCCGCGCUUCCUGUAGUGCAAGGAAUCAAGCUCCUCCCUACCCAUCAGCUCCCAGACCGUUUUAGGGCCAUAUUUCCCUUUCCGCUUCUCAAUGCUGUUCAGUCGAAGAGCUUCGAUACCAUAUACAAAACCGAUGACAAUUUCGUUCUCUCAGCGCCGACGGGCAGUGGCAAGACGGCAGCGAUGGAGCUUGCAAUCUGUCGAAUUGUCAACAAACUGGCCAACGGUACUUUUAAAAUCGUUUACCAAGCCCCGACGAAAUCGCUCUGUGCCGAACGUCAACGAGAUUGGCAAGCAAAAUUUGGUCCCCUGGACCUGCAAGUUGCGGAAUUGACCGGUGAUACAGACUCAUAUCAAAUUCGCAAUGUGCAACAUGCCAGCAUCAUCGUCACUACUCCAGAGAAGUGGGACAGUAUAACCAGAAAAUGGAAGGAUCAUCAGAAACUUAUGCAGAUGGUGAGACUGUUUCUGAUCGACGAAGUGCAUAUUCUCAAGGAAGAUCGAGGGGCGACUCUGGAAGCAGUUGUGUCUCGCAUGAAGACUAUGGGGACCGAAGUUCGUUUCGUGGCGUUGAGCGCCACGGUCCCGAACUCUCAUGACAUCGCGACAUGGUUGAGUAAGAAUUCCUCAGGUCCAAAUGUUCCAGCGGCGCUUGAGAGGUUUGGUGAAGAAUUUCGCCCGGUUCCUCUUCAAAAGCAUGUUUGCGGCUACAAGUCUGCGCUGAACGACUUCGCCUUUCAGAAAACACUCAAUAGUCAGCUCACAGAAGUGAUAAUGAAAUGGUCUCAAGGUAAGCCGCUAAUGAUUUUCUGCUUCACGCGCAAUGGGUGUGUGGAAACGGCGAAGAUUCUCGCGACAUGGUCGCUGGACAUGACCCACCCGGAUCGACUUUGGCCAAUGCCAGCACGGAAGUUUGCACUGGAUUCCAAAGACCUGCGAGAGACUAUGCCAGCUGGUGUCGCUUUUCAUCAUGCGGGACUGAGCCUUCAAGAUCGAAACACUGUUGAGAAGGCUUAUCUCGACGGCCACAUCGGUGUUAUUUGCUGUACCUCGACGCUUGCUGUCGGCGUGAACUUACCUUGUCAUAUGGUCAUCAUCAAGGGCACGGUCAUGUACACCGGUGGCGCAGCUACUUCCGCUUGCAAAGAGUACUCCGAUCUAGAGACCAUGCAGAUGCUGGGUCGUGCCGGCCGGCCUCAGUUUGACGCCAGCGCCAUCGCUGUCAUCAUGACCCGUCUCCAUCGCGUGGAAUUCUAUGAAAAGAUGAUCAGCGGACAGGAAAUCUUGGAGAGCUGUCUUCACCGAAAUCUCAUAGAUCAUCUGAACGCAGAGAUCGGCUUGGGCACCGUGACUAGCAUUGCCACUGCGAAACAAUGGCUGACAAGCACCUUCCUCUUCGUACGCCUCAAGGCCAACCCCGAUCAUUACCUGAUCGAUGGCGAUGAGCCAGGCCGAAACCUCGAGGAUCGCCUGGAAAGAAUUUGUACCAAAUAUGUGACGCAAUUGCAAGAAACAGAUCUCGUCAAGAAGACCGCAAACCUUGAAUGUACAGAAUUUGGCGAGGCCAUGGCCCGCUACUCGCUCAAAUUCGAGACCAUGAAGGUCUUUUUAAGCCUGCCAAACAAGGCAAAAAUCUCAGAGAUUUUGUCUGCCAUUGCAAAUGCGAGUGAAUUCAGAGACAUCAGGUUCCGUGCAGGCGAGAAACCUAUCUACAAGACCAUGAACAAGAAUGCCGCUAUCAAGUUUCCCAUCCCUGUCAAUAUCGAUAUCCCAGUCCACAAGAUCUUGCUCAUCAUUCAAUGCGUACUUGGAUCUAUUGAACUUGAUGUUGAAGACAACAAACAUCGUCAAGAAUUUGUUUCAUGCAAAUCAGUCAUCUUCCUGCAUGCCACAAGGCUGAUUCGUUGUAUCGUGGAUUGUAAGCUGCUUCUUCGGGACUCUGUCGGAGUCCGCAACGCCCUGAUGCUUGCUCGUAGCUUCGGCGCACAAAUUUGGGACGAUUCACCUCUCCACAUGAGACAACUUGAGUCCAUCGGUGCCGUUCUCGUACGCAAACUCGUCGCAGCGAAUAUUAAUUCGAUUGAGGAUCUCUGCCAGAUCGAGCCGCACAAAAUUGAACUUGCCACUUCCCGCAACACACCAUUCGGCACACAACUCCAAGAACGAGCCCGAAGCUUUCCGAAUCCGCGAAUAUCUUUGAAAGUCGUGGGCGAGCCUCAAGUGAAGAAAGGCGUCCAUGUCGCCAUCAUGCUCAGGGCUGAGAUAGGCUUCACGAAUGAGAAGCUUCCCGAGACGUUCAACCGAAGACCUGUCUUUGUUUGCCUGAUCGUCGAAACAUCCGACGGUAGCUUAAUCCAUUUUGCUAGAAUGAGCGCGAAAAAGUUGGAUGGUGGCCAAGACCUGCUCUUCACUGCGGAUUUGACCAAGCUCACACAAGCAAUUCGUGGUCACGUCAUGUGCGAUGAUAUCGCGGGAACUCAGCAAUCCGUUUUCCUCAAACUCGAGAUACCGAACUUCAUGUUUCCUGUGCCGAAGUUACAGGAGGCUCCUGCUGAACACCAUAGUAACAAGUCACAUCUAGAGCAGAGCGGCACAAAGCGACGCAACGUAUUCCCGAGCGAAACUGCCGGGUCCCACGACAAAGACGAUCACUUCGGUGAUGAUAGCAUCGACGAUGCCGAUCUCGUGCUAGCCGAGUCGAAAGGUUUUACACACAUCGAUUCGUACGAAUCAGCUGACGAGCACAAUCUUGCCGACACCAAAGGCGUAGCAAAUCGCAGCGAAGCACGGCAAUUGCAAAAUGGCCGUUGGGCGUGUAAUCACGCAUGCAAAGACAAAUCCAGAUGCAAGCAUCUCUGCUGCCGGGACGGUCUGGACAAGCCUCCAAAAAUGCCCAAGCAAAAGUCGGUCAGACAAGAACCGAACUCC